AUGGCCUCCAACAAUGACGCUCCCACCCGCGUGCUGAUGGUGUCCUUCCCUGCCCAAGGACACAUAAACCCUUUGCUCAGGCUCGGUAAACACCUUGCGGCCAAGGGUCUCUCCGUCACCUUCUCCACCACUGAGAGCAUCGGCAAGGACAUCCGCGCUGCCACCUCCGCGAAUAACGCACUUCACUGGCGCAUCGGCGCCGGCUCCCUCACAUUCGAGUUCUUCGAAGACGGGCUGUCGGACGACGACCCCAUGCGGAAAAACCUCCUCGACUACACUGUACAGCUCGAACGUGUCGGCAGAAAAGUCAUUUCCCACAUGAUUAAGAAACACGCUGAGUCAAAUGGUCUCUUUUCGUGCAUCAUCAACAACCCUUUUGUGCCGUGGGUCUGUGACGUGGCCACAGAACUCGGCAUCCCUUGUGCCUUGCUUUGGAUUCAAUCUGUCGCUGUGUUCACCGCUUAUUAUCACUACUUCAAUAAAUCGUUGCCUUUCCCCACUGAAACUGACCUUUACCUUGACGUUCCUUUGCCUAACGUUGUCCUUAAGCAUGACGAGAUUCCCGAUUUUCUCCACCCCUUUAGUCCCUUUCCCUUCUUGGGGAAGCUCAUAUUGGAGCAGUUCAAGAACUUGUCCAAACCGUUUUGCAUUUUGGUGGACUCGUUUGAGGAGCUAGAGUUUGAUUGUGUUAAGUAUUUGUCAAAGCAUCUCCUUGUUAGACCCGUUGGGCCUUUGGUAAAAGACCCAACUCAUGGAAAUGGUGUUAUUCGUGGUGAUAUGGUGAAAGUCGAUGACUGCAUGGGUUGGUUGAGUUCAAAGGCUCCUUCUUCGGUGGUGUAUAUUUCAUUUGGAAGUGUUGUGUACCUGCCUCAGGAACAGAUUGAUGAAAUAGCCCGCGGCCUUUUGAUGUCAAAAGUCUCGUUCUUGUGGGUGUUGAAACCGCCUCGUAGAAACUUGGGACUCGAGCCACAUGUCCUCCCCGAAGGGUUCUUGAAGCAAACUAGCGAGGGAGGGAAAGUAGUUCAAUGGAGUCCACAAGAAGAAGUUCUGGCGCACCCUUCCGUGGCGUGUUUUCUCACUCACUGCGGGUGGAACUCGUCGAUGGAAGCUCUCACUUUUGGAGUGCCCGUCAUCACGUUUCCUGCGUGGGGUGACCAAGUCACUAAUGCCAAGUUUUUGGUAGAUGUUUUUGGUGUAGGGGUUCGGUUGGGACAUCGACAAGCCGAGAACAAAGUGGUAACGGGACAUGAGGUGGAGAACUGCUUACUAAAAGCCAUGGUGGGAGAUACGGCUGAGGUGUUGAAGCGAAACGCGUUGAAGUGGAAGGACGCAGCGGACACCGCCACCGCCCACGGUGGCUCCUCCUACCGGAACCUUGAUGCCUUUGUAGCCGAUAUUAAAACAAGAAGCAUGGGCAAGUUCUUUUGCUGA
Messenger RNA from Sphenostylis stenocarpa, 1431 nucleotides. The record is from the annotation of a GenBank genome assembly. NCBI's taxonomy places the organism in Eukaryota, Viridiplantae, Streptophyta, Magnoliopsida, Fabales, Fabaceae.